AUGCCUCGGCGAACAGUGACGGCCAAGGUCAAACAGAUCUUCUUGGGUCUCAAGAUUGCUAUCACUGGCGACCUCGGUUGGCCCGACGAGAAGAUCAAAGGAUGGGUAACCCUUCGUGGAGGCGAACUAUGCACAAAUAUCGACGAGUCGACAACUCAUCUGGUUUGCUCCGAGAAUGAGUACAAGAACCGAAGCCUUCGAGGGAAGUAUAAGUCCUACAUAGGCACAUCUCAAAUCAAGCAAGGACUCCGGCUUGCCAAGGGCAAAAAAGGAUGCCGCGUCGUCCACAAGGAUUGGCUCGAGUACUGCUGCCAGGAAGGCAAGCUGCUGCGCGAGGGACAGUACCUGCUGCGGAACAACAAGCGCGCCGAGGAGGCCAGUGCAAGAGAGGCAAAGAAGAUGGAGAAGGGGAAGGAGCUCGAAGAGUGCGGGAGGUUUGUCAAUGAGGCAAUGUACCGCAUCUACACCGACGCAAGCGGAUUCCAAUGCAAGGCCUCCAUAUCACGCGACGACGAGGAGCACGAGAUACUAGGGGAGCGGUUCGACCUUACACUCUUCGAGUCUAGGGCGAGGCCUCAUCUGUACUGGUUCGCAGCCAAGCACUACAAGAAGAAGGGGAGCUCGCAGACGAGCUACUACAGGCCAAGCGGCUCCUGCCAGACGUACGAGCACGAGCUCGCCCUUUUCAAGAGCUUCUUCUUGAACAAAACGGGCGUGCACUGGGAGGAUCGGGCGUCUCCGACAUGUGCUGAGGAGGGGCGCUUCAGAUACAUACCUCCGGGUGGUCCCCCUGCUACUUUCCUUCACUGUUCUUCCGUCGGUCGAGGCAUGCAUCACAAUUAG
This is a messenger RNA of Gaeumannomyces tritici R3-111a-1, 843 nucleotides long. RefSeq lists its product as hypothetical. The transcript is spliced from 6 exons. Lineage: Eukaryota; Fungi; Ascomycota; Sordariomycetes; Magnaporthales; Magnaporthaceae. Bases 1 to 843 code for a protein of 280 amino acids. The record is from RefSeq and is a predicted model, not a curated record.